CGAACCACCUAACAAUCGCUGAAAUCGAUGAAAUCAGCUCUCAUCAGUGGGAAAUAAGGAAGAACUCAAAACCCCAAUAUAAUUCGAAGUUUUAAUUCGGUUUGAUGUUUGUAGAAUCAAAUUUGUGAUUAAAAUCUCUUGUGCCCAGAUCUUUGCAAGGCUAAAUUUCUGCAACAUUGAGGUCCGAAGCUCGUUAUGGUUUACCACUCUAGUUUUGUUGAUGAGGAAGGCGUAACAAAAGCUUGUGGUUGUCCACUACUUGCGUUGAAAAGCCAUAUCAAGGGUCCUGCACCAAUUUCUGAUCAAGAAAGUACUGAUAUCGUUGAUGAAGCAAUUACCUUUUUCCGCGCUAAUGUCUUCUUCAGGAAUUUUGACAUAAAGAGCUCUGCUGACAAGCUACUUAUCUACUUGACUUACUAUAUCAAUGUUGCUUUGAAGAGGCUUGAGGGAUGCAGAACAUUGGCUGAAGGUACCAAGGCAAUCAUAAACUUGGGUCUUGAGGAUGUUCCAGUCCCUGGAGAGUCUGGGUUUCCUUUCCCUGGUUUAUUUACGCCUCCUAAAUCGCAGCAGGAAGCACUGUUAUUCAGAAAUUACCUGAAGCAGAUAAGAGAAGAGACGAGUGGGAGACUACUGGGUGUUGCUUAUCGACAUAAUGGGACACCAAACAAAUGGUGGUUGGCAUUUGCUAAGAGGAAAUUCGUGAACAUCAUCGCACUUUGAUCAGCUGCUUGCUCGAAUUGUCUGAAAGAAAGAAGAAUGAGGGCAGCAUCCAGUUGCAACAAGAAGAUGUGACAUAUGUCCUGGUACGAUGAAAAGAACGUAGAAGAAAUUCAUUGUAUGUGUUUGCCUCACGUGCCCAUAGAGCUCCCUCGUCCAUUAUUUCCUAUAAUUCCUUGGACUUUCUUUUAAGUAGGCAAUCAAAUUGCUGAUUAGCUGAUUAGUGUCUAGUAGGAAUCUACUAAUCAUAGUACAGUAACCUGUUCAACAUAUGAUAUUUUAGUGUAAAUGUUACAAAAAAAAUCCGAAGUUGAAGAAAUUAAUAUCAUUACUUAUUCUGGUCAUGGUGUUAUAUGUUAAACAUGCUGUAUUGUAGUUUACUAUAGCAUUAUAAAAUUUCGACAUAUUUCAGAAUAGAUAAAAUUAUAAAAUGGUGUAAUCUGCUAAAGAUUUUUGUGUUGUCGUGUAUGUACUACAAGUAAUUUAUAAUGCUAAAACUAUUAUGAAAAUUCUAUAGUAGUUUAAAAUGACUACCGUUAUACUAAUUU
Chenopodium quinoa (quinoa) is the source of this 1265-nucleotide messenger RNA. Its product is annotated as actin-related protein 2/3 complex subunit 3-like. Bases 196 to 720 code for a protein of 174 amino acids. The transcript has 5 exons. Gene Ontology annotation, cellular component: Arp2/3 protein complex; cytoskeleton. Gene Ontology annotation, biological process: Arp2/3 complex-mediated actin nucleation; regulation of actin filament polymerization. Gene Ontology annotation, molecular function: actin filament binding. The record is from RefSeq and is a predicted model, not a curated record. NCBI's taxonomy places the organism in Eukaryota, Viridiplantae, Streptophyta, Magnoliopsida, Caryophyllales, Amaranthaceae.